Molecule: messenger RNA, 1501 nt
Organism: Klebsormidium nitens
Lineage: Eukaryota; Viridiplantae; Streptophyta; Klebsormidiophyceae; Klebsormidiales; Klebsormidiaceae
Source: the annotation of a GenBank genome assembly
AUCUGCUCUGAGCAGUUGUGCAUGUGCGGCGGCUGCACAUUACUCACAUUGCACAGAGCACAUGGGCUGCUUGAAUGAUGGCUCUCUUCAAAGAUGCCCAAAUACUGGAAGUAUAUCCGAGGCAUCAGCACCUUGAAUAUGCCCCUCUUCGGCGCACGCAGGAAGUUGAAUAAGCAGACUUCUGAGAUGGUCUUUGCAAGCAGAUUUAUGGUAUAUCCUCAAAGCACCUCAGCUGCCUGGCUUUCUGCGCUGGCCUGUCCAGAAUCCAGUUCCAGUGAAGAAACGCGGUUCUAGUGAAGAAACGCCGAAUUGCAGCUAGUCACUCUGCUACCAACAUCCGAAAAAGGCGGUGCUAUUAAGCAGAUCGAGCUCCAUCAGCAUUCAUUCUCACCAAACACUCUCACCUCUCCUUAGCUGACAAUCCAAGCGCAACAAUGGCUGCCUCCAGCUUCUUCUUGGUGGCUGCCCUCCUGGCCGUCUGCAUUCCUAGCGCUGUCGCCGGCCUCGGUCUCGAUGUGUCCUCGUCCUACUCGACCUCGUCGUGGAGCUGCUGGCGCAAUGUGAACUCCGGUUUCAACGUCGCCAUCGUGCGUGCUGGCCGGUCCUCCGGCACUGUUGACCCUAACGCCGCACAGUCCCUCAAGAAUGCUCAGGCUGCCGGCUAUGCUUACAGGCACGUGUACAUCUUCCCGUGCGCCCAUUCCGGGUGCCCCUCCGCCGCGUCCCAGGCCAACAACGUGAUCGACAACUUGCGCGGCGCGGGUGCGCCCUUCUCCAAGGUGUGGAUCGACGUCGAAGGCCCCGUCGGCACCUACUGGACCUCCAGCACCUCAACCAACCAGCAGUUCCUGAUCAACAUGAUCGGCGCACUCAAGGGCAAGGGCCUGACGACCGCCCAGAUCGGCAUCUACACGUCCAAGUCGCAGUGGCCGUCCAUCAUGGGCUCCGCCGACUUCCACUCGUACGCGCUCUGGUACGCGCACUACGACGGAGUUUUCGACUUCAGCGACUUUUCUUCGUUCAACGGCUGGACGACUCCGUGCAUGAAGCAAUAUGCCGGCAACCAGGCGCUCGGGUGCAACGGCGGCUCCACCCCCGCCGCCGACAAGAACUACUAUUCCUCCACGUCGUGCUUCUAGGCGCGUGCCACGUGGCGGCGGUCUGACAGGUGGCAGUGUUGAAGAAGGUGUGAGGAUAAGGUAGCUCGAAAAUGAUUGUGUUGCUCGCAAGUCGCGUGUUCGAAAGGUUUUUGAGAAAGGUGGAGGUAUUUGGUAGAUGCGUCGAGAGACCUUGCCAAGUUUUGUACUGUGUUCAGCGCGCGCCAGUGGUGAAGCCCAGCGUUUUUGGAGCAGGUAAAGUUGAGAUGCUGGACAUUUAGACGGAAUUCCAUUUUGAGCCAAUUAACGCGCGCUUUCCAGACUACGAAUUCCAAGAGCAGUUUUGUAAAGAACUUGAUGUCGAUUCUUCUAAUUGACUUCUGCGACUUUGUCCCCCGUUCAUU